AUGGGAUCGAUCCGCGACCUAGAGGGGAUCCAGGUUCUGCGACUCUUCCUCCGACUGGGGUCGGUGAGAUCAAAGUUGAUCUCCCGCCGUCGGCCUACGUCUACUUCCAGGUGGGUUGGAUCGCCAAGCGCCUCGCCGUCGACGACUUCCGCGGCGUCCAGUCCUGCCAGGAUCGGACCACAUUCCAGGACAAGAUCAGAAGACUGGUACGGAUGAUGAUCAGACUGAUAAAUAAUCAUUUAUCUACUCUUUUUAGCUUCCCGGAUUUCAUUUCUUCUUGAAGAAUUAUUUACCGGAAAAGCAGAGUUACCUGUGUUUUAUUAAGGGAAUUGAAUUACGUCCGGGUGAGUAUCAUUCUUGCUUGAUUUCACUGUUCCGAUCAUUCGAGGAUAAUUAUUGAUGAAUUUCGGUCUCGAUAAAGUGCAGAUUACUUUGAUACAACUCUGAAAAUCUCUGAAAAAUUUGCGAUGUUCUUUCCUAAUGCCCUUCUAUGAACUUUUCAGACCUUUAGUUUCGUCAACCAGAUAAAUUAUAUAAUUCAGGAAAACUAAAUUACGACUGUUUCACGCGAAGUAGUCUGGGAUGUACUGUGAUAAAUCUAUUGCGUCCUCAAUGGAUUCCAUUCAGCAGAGAUCAGAUAAAAAAAAUCAAGUAAUCGAUGCACAGCACCGAUAUAAUUGUAGGUUCCUCAAUUUUUCGGAAUCCUAUUUUUCGCAGGAGCAAUAUAUGGUGGGAUUAACCUGGAAAUUAUAGUAUAUUACCUGAUUCAUGCCAUUCAUGUUUUGAGAUUCAAGCAUAGUCGCUGUGGCAUGUAGUAACCUGCCAAUUUUAUUCUUUCGCUUCUUCUUUUCACCUGCGUUUUCAAUGGGUUUCCUACUCAUUUCAAACUAUGAUAUAGAGGGCCCUCGUCAGAUCGAGAGACCAGUCGUGAUUUAAUCUAGCUUUUUUUCUUCUUGUUCCUCAUAGAUGAACAACUUUUCUAACUUUUCCCGAAACAUAUGUCGAGGAUCGAAAAAACAUCAAAUGGCUCUUCUGAGUUCACUUAAUAUAUCACUCGAAUCAAGGAUGAACUUCGCAUGCUGCUUUCUUUUAAACAAUAGGAUGGUUUAUCAUAGGAUAGGAUUCUUUUGUAAAUCUUCUGCUAUCACAUCAUAAUCUCAUUUAAAGCUGCAGAGGAGACGCUAAUCUCAGAGCCAUUCUCCAUUUAACAAACCAGGAAACAACGAGGCUCAAUCGAUUCCCUAUCCGUCUUAUGUUCCAUGAAACAUUGUGCAGACCUUUCUAUACUCUACAUCUCAUAUUAAACCGUUCAAAGAAAAUUAAACCAUCCAUGUUUACGUUUUUUUUCUUAAACUUCACUGGAAAUCUCUCACGAGUCUCUUGUGGCUGAUACACCUCAUUUUCUCAGUUUCCUGAACCUCGCUUCGAACUGGAGGACUUGAUCACAGGAGAUAUUCACGUCUCAAUCUAG
This is a messenger RNA of Spirodela intermedia, 1471 nucleotides long. NCBI's taxonomy places the organism in Eukaryota, Viridiplantae, Streptophyta, Magnoliopsida, Alismatales, Araceae. The record is from the annotation of a GenBank genome assembly.